UUUGGAUAAUUCUUACUAUUAUUAAUUUUAAUCAAUUAUCUAAUCAAAUAAAUUAAAAAAAUUUAAAAUUUUGUUUUUAUUUUUUAAUUUAGUUAUACAUUUUAUUCAUUAAGGGGAUAAACGAUAUUAACCACUCUAACUUUUAACGUGAGAGCUCGAUUCCAAAAAUUUACUUCGCAAAUAAUAGUAUAGAUAGAUACUUUUUGUCAGAUUUUAUAAUGUAAAUGUUUUAAACCUAAGUAGGUAAAUAUUAACAUAUUAUAGCAAUUAAGCUUUGAUAAAUUACAUCUUCACUUUUUAUCACAAAAAGGCAUAGACAGGUAACAAGGACCCAAAAGGUUUUGUAUCCUUGAAUUCAAAUUUCCUUCUUUUUUUUAACACAGAAUUCAAAGUUCAUUUAGUGCAAAAAAUUGUAUUUUAAAUAAAAAAAAUCAAAAAUUAUUCUUUUUUUUUUCUUAAUAAAAAGUAUGCACCUUUUUUUUUUUAUGAAACUACUACAAUCUUUCAAAAAAAAACAAAGACAAGAAUAUUGCAAAAUAGCAAUCGAUCGUCAGAAAGUUGAUUCGUGCCAAACAAUCAAAAUGGUACAAUGUAUUUACUCUCUUCCAUUUAUAAUUUUCUCGAACCAUAUUCCCAACUUUGUCUCCUCUACUUGAGUAUCCUUCAAAUUCCUCAUUUUCUUUGUUUCUUCCUCUUUUUUUCCAUUUAUAUAUCAUAUUUAGGACUAAAUACAUAAGAAUUAUAUAUGUAUACUAACAAAUAGUGCUCUGUUUUAAAAUGAUUUGGUUCUUAAUAACACUAACUUGACUCUGUUAAUCAACCAAACGAGUUGUAUUUUGUAUAGUUGUAGUCUUGUAGAUUUCGAGAUUAAUUUAGUCUGUUUCUAAGAAUAUGAUUAGUUAUUCACUAUAUAGUUGAGCAUCAUCCAAGUUAAGUAUACUUGUUACUCGGCUUAAUGUUUUUGUGUGUUUUGGCUUUUACAGACAUAAAGAUCGCCCACAUUCACAACUUAAAAGUUGGUAUACUAGGUACACGUGUUAAUAUACCGCCAUUAUGUGUGUACGGUAUGCCUAAUUAAACAUUAUUAACUAAAUGGUUAGGGAUGAUUCUCCAUGAUAUAUAUGAGUCCUAUAGAUGUGAACGGAACGGGUAGAUAAAUUUUGUUUUUUCGUGCAUACGAAAUAUUUUAAUGCUAACCAUAUUAAAAGCCAUCGCAAUUGAUAAAGAAGAAUGGUCAACCCAAAAAAAGACUAGUCUUAUUUUAGCAGACUUAAGUUUGUUUAUGUAUGUGUGUGAAAAGAAAGUGGUUCAAACUCAAUAAUUUAAAAAUAUUAUUUUGAUAGAAAGAUGAAUAGUUCUUUUUGUAUAAGCGCUAUAAGUGUAUUUUAAAAAUAUAUCCUCAUUUUUAGUUUUUUAGAUAAUCUAUAUCAUCUUGUCUUUUUAUUACCAUAUAUUUUCAUCUUAAUCGAAUUUGUGUUAUAGUUAAAGUAUAAAUCUAGCACUCCGGUUCGUAGUAUAUGUUAAAAAUGUUUAAAUUUUUAUUUUACUUUUUUCACAUAUUUCAGAAAAAAAAACUUAAAGUUAAAUAUGUUUGAACUGAAAUAGUAGCAAGAUUCGUGAAAUCAUAUAAAUGAAACCAAAACAAAAAAAAUCAUAUGCUCAUUGUAUGAUUUAGUAAACAAAUUUUUCAAACCUUCAAAAAAUUAACACACUAUCUGUCACACAAAAUAAAAUCCAUAGGUCAAAUGAACGAACGUGAAAAAAUUAUGAAUAGAUGGACGUUAAGAUAAACUUAUAAUAUCUAUAAACUUGACAAAGACAAACUAUUUUAUAAUGUGCUAUUACUAGUGGUUCCAUCCAUUUAUUAAUUAUAUACUGCUAUUAACAAAAUUGGUAUCCCUAUAUAAGGUUAUUCAUUUCAGACUCCAAUCUUAUUAAUAUAUGUUUGAUUUUUUUGACUAAUAUUGUGAUGUUGUUGACGUGUUCUUUUAGACAAACUAAAUUAGUAAGAAAAUAGAUUAAAAGACUUUAGGGUAUGAUUAACACCGGUCUUUUAGCCGGGGUUCUUAUCUCAUGAUUUGAUUUUUUUUUUUUUCGGUUAAGAUACGACUCUUAUAUUUCUUAUUUAAGAGACAGUUCUUUUUUUUCUUAAUUAAAAUCUAAGAAAAGUUAAGUACGUCUCUUAGCAGAAGCUAAAAAUUCUAGUUAAGAGAUUGAAGUUAAUCAUGGUCUUACGUAACCGAAGUACGUGGUUGUGUAGUUCAUAAUUAUAUCUGAGAGUCAAAUGUAAAUUAUAAGGCUAGACUUUUUGUCUAUUGUUUUAAAAUAUAAAAUUUUCGUCGACACGUACUUAAGAGUUUUAAGAACUUGAUUAUUAUUUUAAACUAUAUUUUAGGAAUAAAGAUCUAGAAUAAUGUUAGGCUAGCUAGAGACAAGAAAAAAAUUAAUAUAUAAAAGUCACAAUUCUAGAACUCGACAUAAAUAUAACAGAUUAAAGAAUAGACGAACAAAUGAUUAAAAUGAGAUUCUAAAGUUUUACCAAAAAAAAAAGUCUAUCCACCAAAGACCAUAUAUAUACUUUCUCAAAAAAGACCAUAUAUCUAAAAAUGAAAUUAACUAUUUUCCGUUAUUUUUCUCGUUGAUAACUAAAACUUAGGAUAUUGUAUUUUAACUUUUAUUGGAAUAGUUAGACUAGAUUGAAGUCCAUCUGGUUGUUUCAUUUUCAAUCACGAGUUGUGACGAUAAAAUGUUUGGUUUGAAAAACAGGCUGUACUCAAAAGGUACUUAUUAGUAUACGAGAUUAUGGCAAUAAAAAAAACCUGCUAAAACCAUAAUUUAUCAGGAAAAAUGGUUAGAAAUACCACAAAUUAAGUAGCACUUUUCAAAAAAAAAAACUAUCAAUCAAAAAAUGCAAUAACAUUUGUGUUUAGGCUUUAAUCAGGGCUGUUUUUUAGCACCUGCAAAUGGAGCGGGCGAACAGGAUCCAAAAUUUUAGAGGGUCUAUAAUUUUUUUUAUUUAAGUAAUAGUUAUAAAUUUAAAAUUAUAUAUUUAUUAAAAAUCACACAGCUAUAUUUAAAUUUAACUUUCGUAUUUAUUAACCAAUAAAUAUAAAUUACAAUUUGAUUUUGUUUACAUAACCAACAAAAAUGCAAUAAGUCGGGAAGAAAUUAACAUUUAUAUCAAUUAAUAUAUUUUGGAAAGAUGACAAAUAUAUACAUAUAUAUAUAUAUAUAUAUUGGAAAGUAAAAAAUAGUUGUUGGUGUUUGAUUUAGUAUUCAAUGUAAAUUUAGAAAGUUAAUAUUCUAAUUUAAUUAUAUUUAGGAAACUAUUAUUAACUAAUGAUUAUAAAUAAGGACAGAAAUAUAUAAUUUUCAGCAAUUUUUACAGAAAAAUAGUAAACACAAAGAAGAAUGACUAGUUUUUUUUUUUUUUUUGACAACUACUAGUUUAAGCUUCUAUCGAGAAGAAAAAUGAACAGUUUCCAACUUAUUGUUUAAUCAAAUCAAGAGUCUACGACUUUUGGUUUAACCACUAUCCAUGUUUUAUUGCUCUAUUAGUUUUUUUUUAUAGAUUAUAAUCCAUGAUUGUGGAUACAAAAAAAAUAAAAAGAAAAAGGAAACUAAAAAAUUCAUAGUCUCAAGGAUGUGCUUUUCAUAAGGUUUUAAUUAUAAAACCAAAAGCUGUUUCUUCCACUCAAAUUAGAUUGGUGUAUUUAUUAUAUAUUAUAACAAUAUUUUGCCAGAAAAAAACAUAAAUUAUUUCAGGUUAUUAAAAAUGGUCUUAUUUUUUUUUGAACAGGGUCUUUGUAGAGUUUGAGACGGUCCUGGUUUUAAUGAUUUUGUUUAAGGUUUAAUAUUAAGGGAGGUUGGAUUUAUAAAUGUUCUAUAAAUAUUUAAAAAAUUAAUUUAGUGUUAUUUUAUCACAAAUUUAGAGUAUUUGUGAAAGUAGUCAUUCAUUAAUGGUAAACUUGAAAAAGAAUAUCAAACUUGUGCUAGAAUUGAAAUUUCUCCAUUUAUAAGCGAUAAUUAAGUUUAAAGAUGAACCUUUGUUUCAUUUUCACUGAAAGCCAAUAUUUUGUGAAGCUAAAUGAUACCAUGAUCGUCGACAAAAAAAAUGAUACCAUGAUCUAGCCAUUAUGUCAGAAAUUUUGUAUUACAGUGUAGCUCUUCUUUUUUUUUUUUUUUCUUUUUUUUUUACAGUGUAGCUCUUGCUUGUUAACGAUCUUGUAUGGUUUGAUUCUCAUUUCUAGCAUCUAUAUUAUGUAGCAAACCUUAUUUAUAUAUAAAGUUCAGCCACAUUUAAUAUUUUAUUGCUUGGUAAAUUAAAGGUUAUUUGAUCAAACAAAAAAUCAUAAUUAAUAAUCUACAACUAUUUGAGUUUUUUCUGCUAAUUUUGUAAAUGUCCAUAAUAUCACAAAUUUCAUAUUCAUACAACUAUCUUCACAAAAGGUGCAUGGAUAUUAUCUUGGCAUUAUGCAAAACUAAAACUAGUUAUAUGCUUAUAUACAAGUAACAAUCAUAUAAUUAGUUAAUGGUUCAUCCAUCACAUUGACUAUUUAGUUUCUUUGUACAAGAGAUAGAUAAACAAGAUCAAGCGAAUUUUUAUAAAGAGAAUUAGAUAAAAUAUUUAUCACCUAUUUUGUCCCAUUCGAAAGUCAGAAAUGGGAAGGGAUGAUAAUUCAUAAGCACUAUAUAUUGCACUUCAUAGAAUAUAUUAAAAUUAUUAAUAAAUAUUAAUGUAAAAGUAGAAAGAAUUGAUGAAUUUACAUAGUUCUUAUAUAGUAGCAUGUAUGAUAACUCUAUUUAAAUCUGCAUUCGUUCUAUGAUCGACAUUUUGUUGGAAGCGUGAAAAGAUGCCGCAGAAGUAUAACUUCUAAAACCUUUAAUUUUUGUCACAAUGGAAAAUGAAAAGCUACCAUCUCUUUCCCAUAAUUAAUGUUCACAAAUUAGAUUCAUAUUUUGAAGAUAUGUUGUAUCCACUGAAGUACAUGUCUCUACAUGAGUUGAUCUCGAGAACGAAAUUAGAACCGAACGGAGUUUUACAUCUAUUUUUAAUUUUAUAUAAUGAAGUUAGUCAAUCCAUAUAUAAAAUAUAUUUUUAACCAAAUUUACGAAGACAAAUCUAGAUAAAUAAACAAAAAGAAAUAUUCCAUUAGACUUCUUGAAAGUACUUAGAAAUUUAACGCAACAAAUACAAAACCGAAUCACUGAUCUCACAAUGCACGCUUGCAGAAAUUUCCUCAAAACAACCACCAAAUUUCUCAAAGAAAGAAAAUGCUUUAGAUCUUUCAAACCUCCCUGAAGCGAAACCAAUAUUCAAAACCACGUGCUCCCUAAUAAAAUUCAUACCCGGUCCGAGUACACUAUACCUGACCCGAUCCAAAAGGACCUUAUAUAUAUGUCCCCAUGCAAACACACAAAACAACUCAAAACACUCUUCAUCAAAACCAUUUCUCUCUCACUCUCCAAUGACUUCUAACUACGACAAACUCACUUCUUCCAGAGUAGCGAUCAUUGGUGCUGGUGUUAGCGGUUUAGCAGCCGCUAAGCACCUAGCUCAUCACAACCCGACCGUUUUCGAAGCCUCGGAUUCGGUCGGAGGUGUUUGGAAGAGCUGCUCUUACGAGACAACUAAGUUACAAUCGACACGAGUCGAUUACGAGUUCUCUGACUUUCCAUGGCCCAAUAGAGAUGAAACUACUUUCCCAUCUUACGUUGAGAUAAUAGAUUACUUGGAAGCUUAUGCCAAGCAUUUUGAUCUCCUAAAGUUCAUGAACUUUGGCUCUAAGGUCAUUGAAGUUAGGUAUACCGGUGAUGGCGAAACUCCACUGAUGGUUGACCUCGGUGCUUAUGGCAACUUGUUGCCUGGUAAACCUGUCUGGGAGGUUGCUGUUCAGAGCGGAGAUGCUGGAGAUAUUCAGUGGCAUGCAUUUGAGUUCGUCGUAGUGUGCACCGGAAAAUUCGGCGACGUACCAAGAAUUCCGACGUUUCCAGCGAAUAAAGGGCCGGAGCUAUUCAAAGGAAAAGUGAUGCAUUCGAUGGAUUACUGCAAAUUAAACAAAGAAGAAGCUUCUCAUCUCCUCCGUGGCAAGAAAGUCGCCGUCAUUGGCUAUAAGAAAUCCGCCAUUGAUUUGGCUUUAGAGUCUGCUUUAGCCAAUCAUGGAGAAGGUGGACAAGCAUGCACAAUGGUGGUGAGAACAACACAUUGGGUGUUCCCACAUUACUGGAUAUGGGGUCUUCCAUUCUUCUUGUUCUACUCUACGAGAGCUUCUCAGUUCCUACAUGAUAGGCCUAACCAAAGCUUCCUUAAAACUCUCUUUUGCCUUAUAUUCUCUCUUCUGCGUGCCGUGGUUUCCAAAUUCAUCGAAUCAUAUGUUACGUGGAAGCUUCCUCUAGAGAAGUAUGGUCUUAAACCGGACCAUUCAUUUGAAGAAGACUAUGCUUCUUGUCAAAUGGCGCUCAUCCCAAAGAAUUUCUUUGAGGAAGCGGAUAAGGGUAUGAUCCGGUUCAAGAAAACAUCAAAAUGGUGUUUUUAUGAUCAAGGGAUUGAAUUUGAGGAUGGGACAACCCUAGAAGCUGAUGUUGUGAUACUGGCGACUGGUUAUGAUGGCAAGAAGAAGCUCAAAGCCAUUGUUCCUGAACCCUUUCGAACUUGGCUUGAGUUUCCAUACGGUGUUAUGCCUCUAUACAGGGGAACAAUCCAUCCAUUGAUACCAAACAUGGGUUUCGUGGGAUACGUUCAAAGUAACUCAAACCUACACACAUCAGAGCUACGUUCGCUGUGGUUAAGCCGUCUAGUGGAUGGGAAAUUCAAAUUACCGAGCAAAGAGAAAAUGCUGGAACAAUUCUCCAAGGAAAUGGAAGUGAUGAGAAGAUCGAGCAGAUUCUAUAAACGCCAUUGCAUUUCUACCUUCAGCAUCCAGCAUGCAGAUGAUUUAUGUAACGACAUGGGACUCAAUCCACGGCGUAAAUCCAACUUGUUCCUCGAAGCCUUUAGUCCUUAUGGUUCUCAAGAUUAUCGACUCGAUCAAGAAGAAAGAAAGUAAUUGAAUAUAGUACUACUCAA
Messenger RNA from Brassica rapa (field mustard), 7066 nucleotides. Its product is annotated as probable flavin-containing monooxygenase 1. Gene Ontology annotation, molecular function: NADP binding; N,N-dimethylaniline monooxygenase activity; flavin adenine dinucleotide binding. The record is from RefSeq and is a predicted model, not a curated record. NCBI's taxonomy places the organism in Eukaryota, Viridiplantae, Streptophyta, Magnoliopsida, Brassicales, Brassicaceae.